AACCAACAUCAUGCCAAAAGCUGUUGCUACUGAAACUGUCAACCAUGUCAUCGCUUUGCUUCAGAAUGGCAAAUCUCUUCGAGAAAUUGAAGCUUUGACUGGUCUACACUACUCGACCAUCAGUAAACUACGCUCCACACACUGUCCCACCAUUUCUAAGGCCAAAGGAGGACGACCUUCCCUUCUUUCUACUGCCAAUCUUCACUAUGCUACUCGACUCAUUGGGACUGGCAAGGCUACCACAUCUCCUGCUGUGGCCAGAGCUCUUGGAGAUGUUACUGGGAGGGUUGUCAAUGCAGAGACAGUGCGAAGAGGGUUGAAGAAGGCAGGAAUGAAGGCUGUAGUAAAGCGCAGAAGGCCUUUACUCGCUGCAAGGCAUUGAAAGGAGAGGAUGGACUUCGCUUUGGCUCACUAAUAUUGGACUGUGGAGGACUGGAGAAGGGUGGUAUGGUCAGAUGAGACAAAGAUUAACAGGAUGGGAUCAGAUGGAAGGAAAUGGGUGUGG
Messenger RNA from Laetiporus sulphureus 93-53, 505 nucleotides. RefSeq lists its product as uncharacterized. The transcript has a single exon. Gene Ontology annotation, molecular function: DNA binding. Bases 11 to 382 code for a protein of 123 amino acids. The record is from RefSeq and is a predicted model, not a curated record. Lineage: Eukaryota; Fungi; Basidiomycota; Agaricomycetes; Polyporales; Laetiporaceae. Gene Ontology annotation, biological process: DNA integration; DNA transposition.